CGUGCCCAGUCGGUUCUCUCUUACUCUCGCUGGAUAAAGGAAAGGUAAACACAGUGGACAAAGACACCGGUUGGAAUAACAAAGGAAGCGGAGAGUAUUUGACCGGAAGCGGAAGUGCAGCCAUUUGCAGUGUCCUCACAAACAAAGAGAUUACUCAUACGCACCAGCGAAAUUACGCAUACGCAUGGUGGGCAGCAAAGGAAACUACGAAUUAAGAAAUUACGCAUACGCACGGGUGUCAGUUGCCUGGUAAUAAGGAAAUUACUCAUACGCCUGAGUGGCCUUUGAUGAGGUGGGUGGUUGCCUAAAAUAACGAAGAACAGAGAUGGGCACUCCUCAUGUCUGCUUUGCCGAUGAGCAGCAGCACUUGCCUCACAAGACCGCCAGCAAUGGCAGCCUGAACAACAACAAUAAUACGAGCAGCAGCGUCAGCGGCAGCGGCAGCCAGUCGAAACUGGAGGUGGUGGGCCACAACAACACACCCUCGCCGGGCGGCAGCCUCAGCGUUUCGCCCACACCCCGCUACGAACGCAAUCUGGGCUUCUUUCGGCAGCUGAGCCGCCGCUUCGGCCUGAGGUCGCAGGAUGACCUAGUUCAGUCGGAUGACGCAGCCAGCGUUGCAACAGCCAGAGGAGCCGGGGUCACGACGACGCUCCAAGAGGAGGACGCGCACAGUUCAUCGACCGACUCGUGCUCCUCGGGGCGUGGCCUCAGCGCCGCUCACCAGUCGCGACUCGAGCUGAUGUCCAUGUCGUGUGCCUCCAGCGAGACGAGCAGCACGCUGGACAUCGAGGAGCAGCAGGAGCAACUGCAGCAGCAGCACCAUCAGCAGCAGUCACAACAGCCACUGCAAUCAAAGAAGAAGCCGAUUAGCCGGGCCAGUUUCUCGCGUCUGCACCGGCGCUCCACCUCCUCGUUGCGUCGCGCCUUCGAGAGCCUUUCGCUGACCUCGCGUUCGCUAUCCUGCAGCGGACCCUCCCCCCCGCCUCCGCCGCCGCCACCCCCAACAGCACUGCCCCUCAAGUCGGCUCUCAAAUCCGCCUCAAAUGUGGAGCUGCACAAGCAGCAGCAUUUGCAGCAGCAACAACAACAUCAUCACCACCACCCAGCGGGCAGGUCAUCAUCAUCAUCGACCAGCAGUUCGUCGUCCAAAAGCAAGGUGAAGCCGCCGCCGCAAAGGAUCCUGCGGCAGCCCGUCUCCUACACAUAUCUCAAAGGAAUGUCCGGUCUGCCGACGCAGCGAGUGCCGCGCAGCUCCGUCUGCUGUCAGUAUGCCAGGCGCUAAGGAUCUCCAACUAAGGCAUAAAUAAACAAAGAUAUCCGGCAAAAGUAAGCUCAGUAUCAGGAUGCACUUAAUCAGCUAAUUAGGCAAUCAAUUUUUUUACCCAGUUAUCUUAUUUUUGAAAUCCAUUAACAUUAUUUUGAAUUAUAUUUUAAGGGUAAGGUAAAUUUUGGUUUUCUCCAUUAUCACCAAUAAAUUUUUAUAAUUUAUUGACCAACCAUCAAAUACUUUUAUGUUAUUAAAUAGUAUUUAUUUAUUAAACAUCAACCACAAAGUCAGUUCACUUAUUUAUAUUUCAGUUAUCCCAAAAAAAACCAACUUUAAACUUAAUUCAAACUUUAGUUUUAAGCAACAAACAAAACACAAACCUCAAAUUUAAUAGUUUCCUAAGGUUUUUAAUUUUUUUUAGAUUACAUUCGAAUACAACCUAUACCAAGAUAUUAUAAUUGUAAGAACCUUAAAAUCCUUACGAUAAGUUAAGAACAUCUUUAAGGAAUUGCAAUUAAUUCUUAUUGCAGAGGCCUAAGAAAUUAAUUACCCCUUGAAAAAAUCAUCAUCAGCUCCCUGAAAUUCAUUUCAAAAUCUGUGAUACAACAAUCGUAAUCCUUACCCUUAUCCUCCCAUUAACUAUUUCCUUUCCAAGUCCAUUAUAUCCAAAAGUCUUCAACAAAACAUCGGCAUAAUUGGAAAAGCUCUAACAAACUUACAUGAUAAAGUUUUAUAAAAAUUUGAAUAACUUUUGCACUUAAUAUAUAAAUUAAAUCGUAGAUGCGUAGAGUUUGUCAGAUAUAGAGCCUAUAUACACACAUUUGUCACCGCUUUGAUGUUAGAUCAAGAUCAUUACACGCAUACCAAAGACUGUAAACGCAAAACAAAAUUAAGAAGAAAUUAAGAAGUUUGAUUGAAUUGAUUGGAAAAGUCACCAUAGAUUUCCUUUUUGUAUAAAUUCUUAUACAAUUCGUGCCUUUAUCAAAAAGUCAAAGCAAAAGAAGAUUCACAUAAUAAACAUUUGUUCCAAGAGAAAAUCACUUAAAAAGUAUAUGAUAAGUUAAAAUAAAUUUCCUUUUUAAAUGUUAAAUGGGAUCAAAAUUUGUCAGGCAUUUAUCUAUGUUUCGCAAUCCUAAGAAAAUCAGCCAAAAAAUGUCCUAAAAAACUUAAAUUAUUUAUUUUAAGACUCUUUAUUCUAAUAAAACUAAUUUGCCAAAAAGAAUUAACACAUUCCAAAAUAUAAUAAACCAGCACUCCAGUAAGUAGAGUUCAGAUGUAGAUGAUAUAUAUAGCAAGUCUAACAAAGCCGCGAAACUGACUUAAAAGUAUUCAACAUAUACAUUACUUUAGCCGUUAUAGACAUUUACAGUUUAUAGAGAAAAAUAUUAAGUAAAAUGCAAACCAAGGCCUAACUAUAUAUACUAUAUAUAUGAAUGCAAACGCAUUGAAUCGCAAGCCAAAGCAAUAAAAGUUGAAGGAUUAUACAGAACAAUAUCAGCAUUAAUAUACAAAUAUAUAUACAGCAGCAUCUACUUAUUAAUAACUAUUUACCUAAGCAGCAGCAAAAGCAGCAAAGAAUUGUAAUCAUCUGAAAGGCCCAUAGCCACAAAGCAAAGAGAGUUCAA
Messenger RNA from Drosophila gunungcola (fruit fly), 2895 nucleotides. RefSeq names its product ecdysone-induced protein 75B. The transcript is spliced from 2 exons. Bases 326 to 1285 code for a protein of 319 amino acids. Lineage: Eukaryota; Metazoa; Arthropoda; Insecta; Diptera; Drosophilidae. The record is from RefSeq and is a predicted model, not a curated record.